Messenger RNA from Trifolium pratense (red clover), 519 nucleotides. RefSeq lists its product as uncharacterized. The coding region runs from base 1 to 519 and encodes 172 amino acids. The record is from RefSeq and is a predicted model, not a curated record. Lineage: Eukaryota; Viridiplantae; Streptophyta; Magnoliopsida; Fabales; Fabaceae. The transcript has a single exon.
AUGGUUUUUGGCAAGAUUUGGGAGAGUCCGGCGCCCUCCAAAGUGAUUGCUUUCUCUUGGCAAUUACUCUAUGAUCGUGUUCCGACAAAGGAGAAUCUUCUUUUGAGAGGGGUCAUUCACCAUGGUGGUGGAGAGGGUAAUUGUGUUUGGUGUGUGGACUUCCGUGAGUCUUCUAGUCACUUGUUCCUUCGUUGUAAGAUGGCAUUGGAGGUUUGGUAUGCGAUUUUCAAGUGGUUAGGAGUUGUUAUUGUUAUGCCGCCAAAUCUUUUCCACCUUUUUUAUUGUCUAAGUGAGGCGGCAACGAAUAAGAAGGUUAGAAACAGAUAUAGGUUGGUGUGGCAUUCGGUGAUUUGGAGUAUUUGGAAAGCUCGGAACAAUAGGAUUUUUAGUAACUUAGUCAAGGAGACUCUUGAAGUUGUGGAGGAUGUAAAAGUAAUUUCGUGGAAAUGGAGUGCCGCUAGAUUGAAAAUUUCACCGGCUUGUUUUAUGAGUGGUGCUUGGAACCCGGAAUUUGUUUGA